AUGAGGCCGCGACCCAAGACGACGAUGCAAGUCCUCGGACGGUCGCUGAUCAAGUCAAAGAAGCGACGGCCGACGGCGGAUCAGCUGAGUGAGCGUCACACCGUCCACGAUGACCCCUCCAAUGCGAAGAGCAUCACCGAGAACACCUCCCUCGAUGACUUUCUCUCCACGGCGGAGAUGUCUAACAAGCAGUUUGUUGCUGAACGCCAAAACAUCAAGAUCAUCGAGUCGGCGGCUGUCUCCCAGCCCUCCACCUUGGCGGUGGUAGAUGAAAGCCUCGAGCAGGAGCUGCUCAUCCCUCGACGACCCUCUUGGGAUCGAAACACCACGCCGGAGGAGCUGCACCAGGCGGAAAACGAAAGCUACCUAAAGUGGCGUCGGCGACUGGCGCAGCUUCAGGAACGCGAUGACCUCGUCCUGACGCCCUUCGAGAAGAACCUCGACUUCUGGCGGCAGCUGUGGCGCGUCGUCGAGCGCAGCGACGUCCUCGUGCAGAUCCUCGACGCCCGUAAUCCGCUCCUGUUCUUCUGCGAGGACCUCGACGUGUACAUCAAGGAGGUGGGCGGCGAGCGGAAGCUGCCCGUCAUCCUCCUCAACAAGUCGGACUACCUGACGGAGCGCCAACGGCGCCACUGGUUCGACUACUUUACCUCCAUUGGCAAGGUGGUCGUCUUCUUCUCCGCCCUCGAGCAGCAGCCCACGACGGUCGCUGAAGAAGAAGUGGAAGAGAAAGAGGCUGAAAGUUCUGAAGAAGAAGAAGAGGAUGAAGAAGUUGUGGAAACAAAGCUCGAAUCGCUUAACCUUCAAAAAGAAACAGAAGGUGAAGAUUCUGAAGCUCGAAAGCGCCUCUACACGCCCCUCAGCUACAGCGAGCUGAUUGCCUACUUCAAGUCGCUUCGCAGCCGCCUUCCAGAGGACGUCGCCCUUGAGGGGCCGCUUACCGUCGGCCUGAUCGGCUACCCCAACGUCGGCAAGUCCUCCACCAUCAACGCCCUCCUCCGCUCGAAGGCCGUCUCCGUCUCGGCGAUGCCCGGCAAGACGAAGCACUUUCAGACGAUCCUCCUCGACGACCAGCUGACCAUCUGCGACUGCCCCGGUCUGGUCUUCCCCAAUGUGGUGAGCAGCAAGUCGGAGAUGAUCAUCAACGGCAUCCUCCCCAUCGACCAGAUGAAGGAGGCGGUGCCGCCCAUUGCCGCCAUAGCCGCUCGCAUUCCCGGCCACGUCUUUGAGACGCGGUACGGGCUGAUGCUGCCGAGGCGGUCUGAAGACGACUUCAAAACCAAAGGGGAGGAGGAGGACGAGGAAAAUCGAAAAGCGACCGCCCUGGAGCUGCUCAGCGCCUACGGCUACGCCAAGGGCUUCAUGACGGCCCGCGGCCUGCCCGACACCUCCCGCGCCGCCCGCUACCUCCUCAAGGACUUUGUCUGUGGACGGCUCCUCUUCUGCUACGCGCCGCCCACUGUUCCCCAGCAGGAGUUUCACCGCUACCCUCGAAGCUCCAAGGCGCUGGCGAAGGAGGCCUCCGCCACGGCGAACGCCAUCACCGACCGUCGCCUCCUUAAAGCAUACGAGGGCCAGGCCCUCCUUAAAAAGCGUAACUUCAACGAGGAGUACUUUGCCGGGCUGGGUAGUGCCGCCCAUACCAAGGGCAGCCGAGGCAUUGCCGUCCACUCGCGGGAGUUUAUUCAGCAGGGCGGGGAGGCUUUUGGAGCUGCUGCGGCUGCGGCGGAAGGAAAGCCCUGGAAGCGCCAUCAUAACCGCAAGAAGAAGGAGAAGCUGCGCAAGGUGUACGCCCACUUGGAUGAGUGA
Molecule: messenger RNA, 1809 nt
Organism: Rhagoletis zephyria (snowberry fruit fly)
Lineage: Eukaryota; Metazoa; Arthropoda; Insecta; Diptera; Tephritidae
Source: RefSeq, a predicted model, not a curated record